AUGGGGUUGAAGUUGAAGUACGUUUUAACUGUUAUUGAUUGGGUUGAAGUGAUAAAAGCAAAAACUGGGAACAAUCUUGUCAAAGCCUUUGAGAAAAUAAUCAAGAAAGGCCGUAAACCGAAAAUGUUUCACAUUGAUAAGGGGACGGAGUUUAUCAAUAGACAGUUUCAAACCUUUUUGAAUAAACAUGGCAUUCGAUUUUUUACGACGUACAACGAAACCAAGGCAUCGAUUGUUGAAAGGUUUAAUCGCACGCUCCAGACGAAAAUGUGGAAAUACUUUACAGCGAACAAUACACUCAAGUACGUGGACAUUCUCCAGAAACUGGUCAAAUCUUAUAAUCACUCGCGACAUCGUAGUAUUGGUAUGAGACCGGUAGAUGUGAAUAAAAGUAACGAGAAUAUUGUGUGGCAAACACUCUACGGGAAGGAGUCGAAAAAAUCAAUCCAGUUUAAGUUUAACAUUGGCGACCAAGUCCGGAUUAGCAAAGCAAAGCGAACAUUUAAGAAAGGAUACUUACCCAAUUGGACUGAAGAAGUGUUCACGGUAACGAAACGCGUACCUCGACGACCGCCUGUUUACAGGAUUGUAGAUUAUGACGGUUAA
Molecule: messenger RNA, 606 nt
Organism: Paramuricea clavata
Lineage: Eukaryota; Metazoa; Cnidaria; Anthozoa; Malacalcyonacea; Plexauridae
Source: the annotation of a GenBank genome assembly